This is a messenger RNA of Closterium sp. NIES-67, 6592 nucleotides long. The record is from the annotation of a GenBank genome assembly. NCBI's taxonomy places the organism in Eukaryota, Viridiplantae, Streptophyta, Zygnematophyceae, Desmidiales, Closteriaceae.
UGCUGACAAAGCCAGGCGACAGUGUCAGCAGCAGUAUCUUAUGUCUUACUGAAGCCGUGUCGCCUUGGAUUCUGUCAGCAUCUGUUUCGACGCAACUUGCAGUGGACGUUUCUAAGUGCUAGUCAUUCGGAGCCAUGCAGCCGCACGCGGCGCCUAACAUGGACGCCUUCGAGCACUACUUCCAAGCGGCUGAUGCGGACAGGGACGGUCGGGUCAGCGGCGCCGAAGCCGUCGCCUUCUUCCAGGGAUGCGGCCUCCCCCAGAUGACCCUCGCCAAGGUCUGGCAAUAUGCGGAUUCCCGCCAGGCGGGUUUCCUCCACCGCCCGGAGUUCUUCCACGCCCUUCGCCUCAUCACCGUCGCCCAAUCCGGCCGCGACAUCAACCCAGACGUCGCCCGAGCCACCUUCUCAGGCCCGGCAGUGGCUCAGAUCCCCGCUCCUAGGAUCACCGUGACUCAGAGGCCCGGAGCUGCUGCCAGACCAGGGGGAGCUCCAGGUCCGGCGGGUAUGGGUGGUCCUGCUCCUGGUGCCCCUGCUGCUCCUGUUGCUCCUGCUGCCCCUGCUGCUCCUGGUGGCAUGGCCGCACCACAGAUGCAGGGAGCGUAUGGAAGAGGAAUGCCAGUGCAAGGCGCGCCGAUGCCACAAGGAAUGCCUGGGAUGGCGGGCAUGGGCCCCAUGGGGGGCAUGGGGGGGAUGGGGCCGGGUCCAGGAGGAGUGGGAAUGGGAGGAGUGGGAGGAAUGGGGCCUCGCCCAGGAAUGCAGCAACCGCAGUAUCAGCAGCAGUAUGGGCAGGGUAUGCAAGGCGGCAUGCAGGGCGGCAUGCAGGGUGGCAUGCAGGGCGGCAUGCAGGGCGGCAUGCAGGGCGGCAUGCAGGGUGGCAUGCAAGGGGGCAUGCAGAGCGGCAUGCAAGGGGGCAUGCAGGGCGGCAUGCAGGGCGGCAUGCAGGGCGGCAUGCAGGGCGGCAUGCAGGGUGGGAUGCAGGGCGGCAUGCAGGGUGGCUUGCAGGCUGGGUUUCCUGGGCCUUCGUAUGGGCGCGGUCAGCCUGGCGCUCCUAUGCCAGGUCAGCCUGGUGGUCCCAUACCAGGUCAGCCAGGCUCGAUGCCAGGUCAGCCAGGCUCGAUGCCAGGUCAGCCUGGCCCAAUGCCAGGUCAGCCAGGCUCGAUGCCUGGACAGCUGGGUUCCACUCCUUCCUGGCAGCCUGCACCAGCCAAGCCUGCGGCGGAGAAGGACCCGUUUGCAGAUUUCGGGGUACCUGGAGGCAAGAAGAGUGCCGCCCAAAGUGCCGCCCAGGGUCCCGCCCAAACGCCUGCAUCACAGCAACAAUUUCAGCAGCAGCAGUACGUGCAGCAGCAGCAGCAGCAGCAGCAGUACGCACAGCAGCAGCAGCAGCAGCAGCAGCAGCAGCAGCAGCAGGCGGCUGCAGCCCGGCAGACAGCACCACCUGCUGCUGGAGGGUUCCAAGCCCAGGCUCCUACUGCUGCUGCUGCUGCUGCUGGUGCAGGAGCGAUGGGAGGCAUGGGGGGCAUGGGGGGGAUGACUGCAACUGCUGCGGCUGCACCUGCUGCUGCUGCUGCUGCGGCUGCUGCUGCUUUUGGACCGUCUUCUUUCUCCGCUUCCUCUCAGCCCGGCCCCUCCCAGAGCACCUUACCUGGUGCGCCUGCCGCCUCUUCCCUGCCUAAAUCCGCAGCCGCAGCCGCAGCAGCAGCACUGGAUGCCUUUGGGAAGAAAGACGCACUCGUGCCUGCAGGCGCAUCCUCCUCCACUGUUGCCCUCUCAGGACCAGCAGCAGCAGGGGGGGGAACAGCAACGGAAGGAGCGGCAGGGAGGGUAGCAGGGCAAGGGGCAGGAGCAGCAGGGGGGGGGCAGGCUGGGCAGGGGCAGGAGGGCGAGGGGUUUCUGAUGGUGGCUGGGGACCCGCAGCCGUGGCCGCGGAUGGGAGUGGUGGACGCACAGCGGUAUGCAGCGGUGUUUGUGGGCGUGGAUGCGGACAGAGACGGGAAGAUCACUGGCAAGGAGGCCAGGAAGGUGCUCAUGGCGUCCCAGGUGCCCAUUGACGUGCUAAAGCAGGUAUGGGACCUGUCAGAUGAGGACAAGGACGGUAACUUGACCCUCCGCGAGUUCUGCACCGCCUCCUACCUCAUCGAGCGCUUCAAGUCGGGACGAAAGCUGCCGCCCGCGCUGCCCAAGGGGUUCCAUGUGGACGAGCCGGUGCAGGACCAGCGCACGGCCAUCGCUGCGAUGCGAUUGGCCGAGGCACAGGCGGCGCUGACUCAGCACUCGCAGGGGGUCAACGUGCCGACGUGGCAGCGCGACCCAGGAGUGCUCACAUCUCCCACCAAGGCUGCGGGCGCACCCAGAAAGGACACCAUGGAUCAGAAGAGAAAAGCUACCUUCUUUCGCGACAAGAUGCAAGAGAUUGUCAUGUUUAAGAGUCGCUGCGACUUGCGCCUUGCUGACGUCAGUGAACAGGCUGAUGUGGAGAAGAAGGAGAUGGAGGAGCUAGCUCGCAAGUACAAUGACAAGUACAAGGCAGCACAGCUGUCUGCUGGAAAACUAGCAGCAGAGGAGCGUGCAUUGCAGCAGAUGCAGGAGAAGACCCAGGUUAUCAUGAAUGCCACUUCGCGCAUCGACAGGGGAGGCGACCCCAACCAGCUACUGCAGGACAAGGCAGAUCGCCUAGCUCUAGAGGUGGAGGAGAUGCGCAAGGCUGUGUUCAACCACGCGACGGAUAUUGGGCUGAAAGUGAGGCCCCUCGUGGGUUCUGAGACUCCCUUUGGUUGGCAGGCGAAUCUUCAGGAGAAAGCAACAGACUGGGACGACGAGUGGGACGACGUUCAGGUGGAGGGUUUUGUUGUGGUGCGCGACAUUGGCGACACUCCCUUGGGCGAAAACGAAGACCCUUUCCCACAGCCGAAAUCAAAGGAGCAGGAGAAGGAUGAGGCUGCUAGGUCAGCAGCAGCAGCGGAUGGUAAGGGGGAAGGGAAGGAGGGUGGGGAGGAGGGUGGGGGAGUAGGUGAGGUGGAGAACGCGAAGGAGGGAGAGGGGAGCGGUGGGGGAGGGGGGGGAGGGGCAGCAGAAGCAAGGGCUGACGGUGCUGUGGAUGCUGCAGGAGUUGAAGGUACAGGAGGUGGGGAUAAGAAGUCGGAUAAGAAGAAGGAUGAGAAGAAGAGCGUACCUUCAGGUCCUGCUGACUUCUUUUCUCCAGAGGAGGACGAGAACUCAAACGAGGCAAUGGUGGUGGUGCAGCGGCAGGGCGGGGAUGAGGGAGAUGAAGAGGAGGAGGAGGAGGAGGAAGAGGUGGAAGAGAUAGUGAUGGAUUCGACGCCUGUGCUGCAGAUAACAGCAGGAGGGGAGGGAGAGGGACGGGAGGCGGAAGGGAUGGAGGGGGUGGUAGAGGCACCAGGGAUAGCAGGAGGAGCAGGAGAGGCAGGAGUAGGAAAGAAGGAAGGAGAGAGAGAGGAGGAGGGGAAGGGAGACGAAGCAUCUCUUGUCGAAGAGAGUGCUGCGUCUGCAUCCCCUGCCGAUUCCAAGGAGAUUCUAGGGUUCCCCUUCCAGGGGUGGUCUCGCGGCAGUGCAGGCAAGGCGGCAGCAGGAGGAGCAGGAGCAGGGGGAGCGGGAGGAAGAGGUUCGGGAGGAGCUUUACCGAGCCUGGCUGACUUGGCAUCUUCCUUCUCGCUCUCGCCUGUCUCUGCUGCAACGUCAACUAGCAGCCGAGCGUCCACUACUGCCUCCCCUUUCAACCCUGCUUCUGUUACUAAAAGCCUUGCUGCUGCGGAUGCUUCACCUCCCGUUGCUUCCCCUGCUUUUGCUGUAAAUGCGGCUUCGGGAUCUCCUGUUUCGACCCCUGCUGCUGCCACUGCUGCUGCUGCUGUGUUAGCAACCAAGUCCCCACCCUCAGCCACGUCCGUCCGCCGAACCUUGGACCUAGGCUCGGUAGAGUCUCCGCAGCAGGGAAGCACGGCGAGUGCAGCCAGCAGCGCAGGAGGUUCGGGAUUCGGUUCGGUGAUGACCAUGGCUGGUCCGGGAAGGUACGGGGAGGCAGGAGCAGGAACAGGAGCAGGAGCAGGAGCAGGAGCGGGAGGGGGAGCGGGAGGGGGAGCGGGAGGGGAAAGGGAGGGGGAAGGAGAGGGAGAGGAGGUGUCGCGGCCGUACACGGCACAUGGGCUCGUAUCUGCAGAUAUGGAUGAGAGUGAUGGGGAGAGUGAGAGUGGAAGAAAGGGUUAUGGGUCGAGGUACAAUAGGUUUCACGGUGGGACAGGGGAGAAGGGAGAGGAAGGGGAGGAGGAGGAGGAAGCUCAAGCAGCAGAGUCAGUUGACACGGCGGCUCCUGCUGCUGGUAUCCCUGCUGCAACACCUGCUGCUGCUGCUGCUGCUCCCGCUGCCAGUGUGGAAAGUGACAGUGCUGCUGUCACCGAAACGAGAUCCGGCUCUUUUGCCUUUGAUUUCUCAGCCGAACCAGUGCCAGAGCCAACCACAGCUGCAUCUCCAUUCCCGACGUCAUUCAGCACGGAGAGCAGAAAAACUGGGAAGGAUGAGGCCCAAUCCCCGUUGGUCAACUCCCACCCGCAGCUCCAGCCGGCUGGUGAUGAUACUUUUGAUUCCUCUCCGUUCCAUGCCAAACCGUUCGACGCUUCUCAAUUCGAUGAAGGCUUCGGCGCGUCGGCAGCAGGAGGAGGAGAAGGGCUCGGUAGGGACACUAGUGUGGGUCGCGACCCUAGCUUUAAUCAGGACACCGGCUUCGGCCGUGACUCGAGCUUUGGCCGGGACCCGAGCUUCGCGAGGGAUUCGAGUUUCAAGGGGUAUGGGGGGAGUGCGUUCGAUUCGGCCACUGGUGCUGCGAGUUUCAAGGGGGGCUUUGAUGCUAGUGCAUUCGACCAGCUUUAUGGCGCUGCUGCUGCUGGUGGUGGUGCUGCGGCAGGUGGUGCUGCUGGUGGAAGUGCGUUCGAUCAUCACUAUGGUGCAGGGGGAGCUGCUCUGGAUAACUCCUCCUCGUUCCGGUCCUCUGUUGACUCCCCGUCCGGCCCGCACUCCCGGUCUGGCGAGUUCCACCCCGGCCAAUUCCAGUCCUUUGCUAGUGGCUUCGACGAUCACUUUGACUCAACCACCUAUGGUGCGAGUGGGGGAAGGGGAGGAGGGGAGGAGGAGGAGGUGCAUAGCAGUGGGGAGGAGGACAGUGGAGGCGACCCCUUCGCCACUCUCCGCAGCAGCGGGGCGUACGGUGGCGCAGGUGGUGGUAACCAGCAUGUUACGGCAUCGCAUUUCGAUGCGUAUAACUAUGACGAGGCAUCGGAAGCGGAAACGCCGGGGUCUGCGAGGCAGGGAGCUGUGAAGCCGGGGAGUGCAAGCACGUUUGACUCGUAUGGGUGGAACGCGUUUGAGUGACAAUGAGUCAUGACGCCCUCAUCAUGGCUCUGGCUUUCCACAAGGACUGCAUUUGCUUUGCUGUCUCUCGAGAGAGGUGAAGCUGCUUUUGAGUCGACUCAAAAGCAGUCUCUCGAGAGACGUGAAGCUGUGAUGUGAAGCCGGGGAGUGCAAGUGCAUUUGAUUCGUGCAGCUGGAAAUUGGAGUGAGUUUGAGUGAUGACGCAGUCACAUCAUGUGUGCUUUGCUAGACAGUGCACGGUACCGGUACCAUGGCUUGGUCAGUACCAGUACCAGUACCAGUACCAGUACCAGUACCAUGGCUUGGUCAUUACUAAGCUAAAAAACAAAGCCAGGCAAUACCGUACCAGUGGUUUAUUUAGAGCAGGUGGGUCGCGUUCUACUGAUGAAGCCAUUGCGUUUGGGACUUGUAACUUGUUCUGGUACGGUACUGUGUGGGGGGAGUGAGCGAGCGUGUGCGGCUACAGGACAGUGUAUGAUGCUGUGCCGGUAGUGCUACUGCAUGGUGGUGUCAUCAUGAAAGUGUUUGCCUUGUGGCGUGUUCCUGCGCAGAUGAUAUGCGUUGCGUUGUGUCUGAUUUGAACGCUUGUGUGUUGUUGUGGAGUCGGCACGUCAUGUGUAAGUAUCGGUAGGUAUGUAUGUGUGGCAGGUAUCUGCUUGGAAAGUUGGACACUGCUUCUCCAAGGAUCCUUGUACCAACCAAAAUAGUGAGCAAGCAACCUUUGUCAUAAGUCUCAAAGAAGCUUAGGACACUGACUAAACUUAGGAACCUAGCUUAGCUAGGAAGGAAGGAAGGACGCCAUGGAAUGGCGUGAGGCAAGUAGAUCUAGGAGUAGGCAAAAGUGACGAGAAAGAAGAGGGUUGGACUAUGUUGGAAAUAUCUCAAGGACUUAAGCGUUUCUGAAGUAUAACACUGUACUCGAGGAAGAUUACAGGGGAGCACGCGAGUCAACGGAGGUUACACGAGGGGGCGGACAAAGAAUACGAAAGGACCCGAAAGGACUUAAGCGUUUCUGAAGUAUAACACUGUACUCGAGGAAGAUUACAGGGGAGCACGCGAGUCAACGGAGGUUACACGAGGGGGCGGACAAAGAAUACGAAAGGACCCGAAAGGUCGCAACUGGAGGUUGCGACUGACCGUUACAACAUCACGGAUGGUAACCGAAGCGGCAAUCGAGUCGCUGUGCGACUCGAUAAACCGUUCCUGUAACU